AUGACUUUAGAUUCAGUUGAAGCUUAUCACAUUCUCCGUAAUGGAAUUACUGGUGGUCUAUCAAAUGUUCAACAUAGAGUAAAUCUUAAAGGAAUCACGCACAUUAAUAAACUUUCAUAUAGUCCAGAAACUAAAACUGUAUCAAAUGAGGACACCACCAACAUUAUGACUCAUUUCGUUGGUGUUGAUUUUAAUUCAUUAUAUCCUUCAUCAUUUUCAUCUAAUCCUCAUGAUUUCAUUCAAUAUACUGACCAUAAAAUGUAUAUGCCGGGAAGAUUGAAUGGUGUUAUCAUUUGUGAUACAGCAACAAAGAAAGCAAAAGCACUGGGAAUUAUUAGAAAGAAAAAUACUUUAUUCGUGGCUGAAGUAAAAGGUCACAUUGAUGAAAAAUACAUUAAUGAUUACAUAAACUUUUUACCGAUAAUAAGAAACUUAGAUAUUAUCACAGAUGAAAAAACAAUUGGCAGUUUUAUGUAUAAUUGCAUGAAAUCAAACAAUCUACCAGUUGACCAGAAACAGAGAAAAUUAACUCAGUUAGCAUCAACACACAACCAAUAUCAACCAUUUUCUUCUUAUUAUCUUUGGUAUCUAAUCGACAGAUUUCAUUUUAUCAUCGAUGAUAUUCAAUCAAUUUUAACAUUUACUAAAAACACUUGUUUUAAUGAAUUUGCGAAUGAAUUUAUGAACGAAAGACAAAAGGCUGAAUUAGAAGGAAAUAAAGGAAAAAGUUUAUUUUGCAAGAUUUCACUUAAUGGAUCAUAUGGUUACGAUGCAAUGAAUACACAAAAUUACGCAAAGACUAAAAUAAUGAAUGCACAGAAGGCACGCGUUGCAUGUAUGUCAAAUAAGUUUAAAAACAUAAGAGAAAUAGGAGAGGAUACAUAUCAAGUGAUGCUUAAAGAUAGAUUUUAUAGAUGUGAAACAUGUUUACAAGAGGCAUUCUUCACUUUAGAUAAUGCUAAAUACUGGUAUUUGGUUUUCAUUUAUGAUUUUAUGUAUAAAUGCAUGGAUGUUAAUCGUUUUCAUUUCAUUGAAGGUGAUACUGAUUCAUCUUAUUGGGCAAUCGCUGGCGAUCCAAAUCUUCCUAACACUCAAGCAUUUCAAGCAAUUGUAACCGAUAAACAAUUUUAUGAUAAAAACAUUUUCAAAUUCGCACCUUUUGAUUUCUUUG
Messenger RNA from Trichomonas vaginalis G3, 1171 nucleotides. RefSeq names its product DNA/RNA polymerases family. The transcript has a single exon. Lineage: Eukaryota; Parabasalia; Trichomonadida; Trichomonadidae. The annotation marks the transcript as partial. The record is from RefSeq and is a predicted model, not a curated record.